CGGCGGGGGUGGCGCGGCCAUGUUUGCUAUGGGCGCCGUGCCCGGGGGUGGUGCGAGCGGCGGGGGUGGUGGGAAGGGCCGGGCAGCGGGAUGGCGGGAGCGGCGGGAUGGUUGUGCCGCCUCACGGUAUCGACCUGCUCGUCUGCAUCCCCCGGGAGCUGCUCCCUGCGCCCUGGGGGGCUCAGUGUCAGUUCUUUCUGUGGUGCGUGGAUUAGGCCGCUUUGUGGUAAAAGAGCAAGCCAAAAAGGAAACGCGGCGCAGAGCAGGGCUUGCUGCUGGAAGUGAUGGGAAUGGCAGCUGUGCAAAGCUUCGUUUCAGGAGUGGGUCUUCCCCCAGAAAGACUGUAGAUACUAGUUUAUUUGUCAAUAAUGAUGAGGCUGGCAGCAUUUAAACCACUGUUUUAAUGGUGGCUUCUCAGAGGAGACUGGUGUUGAAGUUUAGUGCUGUAUGGCAUCCUGUGACUGAGUCUCAAAAAGUACCAGUGUUUACUCUGAAAAGUGGAAGAAAAGGCAAAGAGAAGUUUAAAAAUUGCACAGAGCCAUGUCUGAGCAUUCCAGGUCAAGCACUGGAGCGGGCUGCCUAGGGGAGUGGUGGAGUCAUCAUCCCUGGAGGUGUUGAGGCAAAAAUAAUCACUGAAACACCACUAAAUUUGAGGGUGUUUUUUUGUUUUGUUUUGGUUUUUGGUUUGUUUGUUUUUUUUUGGGGGGGGGUGUUUGUUUGUUUGGGUUUUUGUGUUUUUUUGGGCUUUUUGUUGGUUUUUUACUUGUUUUUGAUUUGGGUUUUUGUUUUUUUGGGGUUUUGGGUUGUUUUUUUUUUUUUGUUUUGGUUUUGGGGUUUUUGUUUUGCUUGUUGUUUGUUUGCUUGCUUUCCCAGUAGGGUAAUAGCAUUAGUUAAUGCAGACAGAGCCAUGGCUGUCUAGUCUCUAUUCUCUAUGAUUUUUCUUGUUCUAUAACUUUAGGAUCAAGGACCAGUACAGCAUUCAGAAUUCAAGAAGAAACUUGCAUUUACCUUUUGGAUAGAGUUGCUUGUUGACCUAAUUUUUCAUUAGAACUUCCUGCAGUGACUGCUAAGUUUUUUCAUUGAGCACUAAUAACUUACUGGGAGUACACCCCUCCAUGUGCAUAGUUGCUUUUCUGCUUUUCCAAGUUCAGUGAUUCACAAUUAGCAGUAUUAAGUUUCACCUCCCUCUUCACAGUGCUGUCAUUCAGCAUGCCACAGUCCUCCUACGGUCCCUCUAGAAGGAGAGCAUCUCGGAUGAGGGAGUGGCAAAGGGCCAGCUAUUAUAAGGCAUGUGAGCGAAGACUCACAAGCAGCACCAGAACGCUGGGAAUACAUCUCCCAUUCAAUUCCAUUGAGACUUAGCCAGCAGAGAACAUCACAUUCUUCAGCUGGGUUCAAACAAGCAUCUCUGGACCAAAAGAAAAAAAUAUGAAGCAGUGCCAAUAACCACUGAAUUUUUAUUUAUAUUAUUUACUUUUCUCUUUUUUUAAGGAUUCAGUAGAAAGGUUGAAAUCUUGAAAUAGAACAUUUAACCUGGAAGAUAGAACUGGUUAAGGACCUUCCUGCAAAGUAGGGCUUGACUGACAGGUCCCACUGUGGUGACCAUGCGUCCCUCAGCCAAGAGGAGCCCAUAGGAAUAAGCUCCUAUCAGCACUGCCUGUCUGGGCCUGAGGAGUCCCCGUGGCAGGAUGGCAGCUGAGAAUAAGAUGAAGCUACAGGAAUUUUCCUGGCAGGCUGCUGACAGCCUGUCUCUCUUUGUGGGUACAGCUCAGCCCUGGCCUGUCUUCCUUUCUCUGGUUUUGUGUUGGAGGCAGCAUCUGUGUCUCUCACAAACACGCUCAGGAGCAGAAGUCUGCUCUGUCACAGUUCAUUUUCCAGACGAAAACCAAAAUACUGAGGCUGAUUCUUGUUUGUCUGGGCUUUGUCAUUUCUGCUAGCAGUCUUGAUUUCCCGAAUUGUGAAAGGCGAGGGGGAACCCCCUUGUUAAACAUUAGAAAUGCCUUGCCCUGGAAGUCUUCCAUUUUUAUUGUUUUGCCACAUUUUGUGCAAAUCACCCAUUUCAGUUAACCACUUCUAACUUUUUGUCAGUCAAGUUGCUUUUUUAAAAAAUAGACUUUUAAUACCCUGAAAAGUAAAAGGCGGGUUAAAAUCAUUUUGUCAUGAUCAGUCACUGUUUGGUGAGUACAGUGUUCUGUAUUUGAUGAAGCAAACUGUCUCAAACUGGGACAGAAGCUGAUCUGGAUUGGUAAAAAUCCUAUAAAUGAGAUUAGCUACAUGAACGUGACACCUGGUAAGAAGUGGCUACAAGAUAAUAACAGAUCAGACAUUUCACAGCAACACUGCAGGGUUUGGACUUAGGAAUUACUUCCAGCAAAGGUCACACUGUGUCAACAGGCAAGAUGUCAUUCAGUUGUCUUACAGAAUAUAGUAAAGUAUAUGCUUGUGAUUAUAAUUCUAUUAAUAUUUUAUUUCGAGCACUAUUCUAUUUUUACAGUUUUGAGAAACUUCCUGUGGUGUGACCCUUUAUUUUAUGAGCAGAUGAUAUCUAAACUUUGAAAUUACAUUCAAAUGAGUCAUUUUAUCAGGGUGAAAGAACACACUUGGCACACACAGGAUGCAUGCAGGAAAAAAAAAUGCAGUUCCUAAAAUGUCAUGUGAGAGUUUUUUCAGUCACUCCAGAGACGAUUGAUGGUACUUGCUCCAACACACUGAAAUAACUGCUUCGCUCAGCUGCAGAAUGCCUCAAGUUCUGGGCAAUAGCAGUUCAGAGGAACAGGCUGCUGUGAAUUAUGCAUCAGAAUCAAUUGUUUGCAUUGCUAUCUUCACCAUCAUUUUCAUCAUAGGCAUUCCAGGCAAUGGGUUGGUGAUCUGGGUAGCUGCUCUGAAAAUGAAAAGGUCUGUGAACACUGUCUGGUUCCUAAACCUUGCCGUGGCUGACAUCAUGUGCUGUUUGUCCUUGCCAUUUUUCAUUGUUCACCUGGCCCUUCAUGAACACUGGCCCUAUGGCUGGUUCCUCUGCAAAGUCAUUCCAUCAGUCAUAAUCUUCACCAUGUUUGCUAGUGUCUUCCUACUCGUGGCCAUCAGCAUUGAUCGGUGCCUCCUGGUGAUGAAACCUGUCUGGUGUCAGAACCACCGAGCAGUGAAAUUUAUAUCGCUAAUAUGCAGUGGCAUUUGGAUGCUGGCCUUCAUUUUCUGCUGCCCUGUCUUCUACUACCGUGAGACAAGCACUUACGAUGGCAAAACAGAGUGUGGGUACAAUUAUGGAGUUGAUGAUUACAUAGAUUAUCCUAUAAAUGUAUCUGUAAAUGUGUCUGUAAAUGAUUUAUGGGAAGAAUACUCAACCUACAAUGACAGUGACUUGUGGGGAGAUACCAAUGAAGGUAAUGAUUCUGUACCCCUUGCCUCAGUGGUAAUAAACAUCACUAGGGCUGUCUUUGGCUUUGUGCUCCCCUUUGGCAUAAUGGCAGUUUGCUACACCCUCAUUGUUUUCAGAACACACGCAAAUCAGUUUCACAAGUCACACAACAGGACACUGCGAACAAUUGUGUGUGUGGUGGCUGCAUUCUUCAUCUGCUGGGCUCCAUACCAUGUAGUUGGGAUGCUCUCCAUUGUACCUAGUCUUAGAACAGGACUGAUGGAGUCACUGACCCUGUGGGAUCACCUCUCUACAGCACUUGCGUAUACCAACAGCUGCAUCAACCCCCUGCUCUAUGUUUUUGUGGGACGGGACUUCAGGGCAAAGGUACGGCAAUCGGUGCAAAGAAUUUUAGAAGGUGCCUUUAGUGAGGAGCUCACAUCUUCAACCCUUCACAGAAGCCAGACUUCAGCAGACAAGAACCUGAGCAGCACGUUGUAAUGCAGGACUUCCUAUCACUGCUGUAGAAAGAACAAGCUAUAGCGCUGGAUAUCAAUCACUCUCCGCUUAGCAGGUGGUUUUGCUCCAAUGUUUGAUUGAUCUGCAGCUCCAACACAGGACGCUGCAAUCUUUCAGCUCAUGACAGAUAACCCCCUUUAUAUCCUACACUAGAGAGAUGGGAAGUUGGAAGCACCAGGAGUAAUAAUCUGAGGAAUGACUGGUGAAGCAGAAGACACAGUAUUUUAACCUACACAGACUAUUUUAAGAAAGCAGGGCUGGCUACAGAUUUGUGGUGGGAAUCGUGAAUUUGAACCUCUCAGUUGAUAUAAGAAUAUUAUUUUUUUUGCAUAUGUCUGUGUUCUACAUCUCCUAUCUCUGAUAAAGUGCGAUAAAACUAACUUGGAUAACUCA
This is a messenger RNA of Passer domesticus (house sparrow), 4267 nucleotides long. RefSeq names its product C3a anaphylatoxin chemotactic receptor-like. The coding region runs from base 2738 to 3856 and encodes 372 amino acids. The transcript is spliced from 2 exons. Gene Ontology annotation, molecular function: complement component C5a receptor activity; G protein-coupled receptor activity; complement component C3a receptor activity. Gene Ontology annotation, cellular component: plasma membrane. Gene Ontology annotation, biological process: complement receptor mediated signaling pathway; positive regulation of cytosolic calcium ion concentration; inflammatory response. Lineage: Eukaryota; Metazoa; Chordata; Aves; Passeriformes; Passeridae. The record is from RefSeq and is a predicted model, not a curated record.